This is a messenger RNA of Oppiella nova, 490 nucleotides long. The record is from the annotation of a GenBank genome assembly. NCBI's taxonomy places the organism in Eukaryota, Metazoa, Arthropoda, Arachnida, Sarcoptiformes, Oppiidae.
UAUAAAAUAAAUCAAAGAUUUGCUUGCUUAACAUUUUAGUAAAUUAACAAACUUUUAAUAACUAAAUAUUUGAUUUAGUAUUUCAUACGACAAUAUGUAUGUCAUAUAUUUAGCGCCCCUUUUGCUGGCAAUUGUAGGCAUAUCCGAGUCCAGUGCCGAACCACUCGUUCAGCUCAAUGUCUAUUACGAGAGUCUUUGUCCCGAUUGUAAACAGUUUCUCACCACUCAAUUGAUCCCCAAUUACAAGAAGUUACAGUCUAUCAUGUCUGUAGAGUUGGUGCCCUUUGGUUGGGCUAAGGUGGCCAGGGUCAACCACACUGAUGGUACAUUUGAUGUCAACUUCACGUGCCAGCACGGGGUACAGGAGUGUAUUGGCAAUCUAAUACAUAAUUGUGUCCUAAACUCGGAGUCCAUCGAUCGGUCACUUGAGUUGUUUGGCUGUAUGUAUAGCUCCAAGAAUUACAGCAAACCUGCCGUCGCUGCCGAAGAG